Phymastichus coffea is the source of this 4140-nucleotide messenger RNA. It is a transcript of the gene Rab39, whose product is annotated as ras-related protein Rab-39B. Gene Ontology annotation, cellular component: Golgi membrane. Gene Ontology annotation, molecular function: GTPase activity; GTP binding. Lineage: Eukaryota; Metazoa; Arthropoda; Insecta; Hymenoptera; Eulophidae. Bases 336 to 992 code for a protein of 218 amino acids. The record is from RefSeq and is a predicted model, not a curated record. The transcript is spliced from 3 exons. Gene Ontology annotation, biological process: Rab protein signal transduction.
UAGUCGUUGGGUCGUUGGUGAGUAGUUCGCUGUGGCUGUGCUAACUAGUAACAUUACGGAGCAGCAUCGUAUUAGCGACGUGUUAUCGUGUGCCUUGUUGUUGUUUCACCAAAGGGGUUGUCCCCCUCGUACAUGCGGAUAUCCACUUUUGUCGUUACAGCCACCAGCAUAAUUAUGCUAGCACAGCAGCUGAAAUUUAGUAAAACCGUAUAGGGAAAGCGUCAGGCAUAACGACGACGCAGUCAGAGGAAGAAGUCGGGGAACGAUCGGGAGGAAGAGGUGGAAGAGGAGGAUUGAAGUGCAAGUGCGUGUCGUGUGUUUUGACGGUGUGCAAAAUGGUGGAGCCGAUAUUUGACUAUCAAUUUAGAUUGAUUCUCAUCGGUGAUAGCACUGUGGGCAAGAGCUCACUGCUCAAAUACUUCACCGAUGGAAAAUUCGCUGAGCUCUCGGAUCCAACGGUAGGAGUGGACUUUUUUGCUCGGUUGAUUGAAGUCAAAGAUGGCACAAGGAUCAAAUUGCAGCUUUGGGACACGGCUGGACAAGAACGGUUUCGGUCCAUAACGAAAUCAUACUACCGCAACAGCGUUGGCGCACUUCUCGUGUACGAUGUGUGCAAUCGCAAGAGUUUCGAGCAUAUACCUCAAUGGAUGAUGGAAGCACGUCGUCACAUCGAACCACAUCGGCCGGUAUUUUGUCUGGUCGGUUGCAAGCUUGACCUUGUAACAAAUGGUGGUCGACGCGAAGUUUCGAAAGAAGAAGCGAGAGCAUUUGCCGAUCAGUACAACGUUCAUCACGUGGAGACGAGUGCUAAGACCGGCUUGAAUGUCGAGGAGGCAUUCAGGACUGUAACUCAGGAGGUUUACAAUCGGAUACAGAAUGGCGAGUAUAAACUCGAGGACGGAUGGGACGGUAUCAAGACUGGAUUCGCCAGACCUGGCGGAUUGGACUUUAAUCUCGUCGAGGCUGAACCCGCUAAGAGUUCGUGCUGUUAAUUUGCUUUGCUUUUUAUUGUCGAUGACCGAUUUUUAGUUUGUCGUCUAAUCAUAUUAGUGAACGUUUAAUCGUUGGUUUGUUGUUGAACACGAUAAAUUGUCGAAAGUGUGCUUUUCGUUUCUUUUAUUUACUCUUCACAAAAAUCUGCCUAGCUGCCAUUAUAAAAUCUGCAGAUUCAUUGUUCGUUCGAUUUUUCUUUUGAAACUUUUCUAAUCUUUGUUCAGCGACGACUCGUUAUAUAAUUGCGUAAGAAUGCAUUGAAAGUUAUUCUCUUGACAAAAACUUUAGUGUAGUAAUUUUUUAGCUAAGACCAGAAAAAAACUGUUUUUGGAUUUUGUACUGUUUUUGUGUAUUUUUUAUUUUUAUUUAUUUUGUAUUGAAUUUAGAUCAAGAAAACGAUAUAUUUUUUUAGUAUUUAUAGUUUUUAUUAUCUGACAAUUAUUGUAUCGUUUUUAAAUCACUAAUGCAUUCUUGCAGCUACCAGAAAAAAACUAUGUUAUCAGAGACAUUAAUUGAAUAAGCAUGUAUAGGAUAAAUAUUCAUUUUUGUAUAUAGAUUGUAUAAAUAAAUUAAAUAAGAUUGUACACCUUUAGUAGAAAAGAUACAGAAAAAGAAAUAAACUUUGAUAUGUAAUUAAAUACUAUCUAAUAACAACUCGUGGUGCGUCUUAAAAACUUGAAAUUUUAAUACGCAUGUAUAUCAAGUUAAUUUUUUUAAAUAAAUGUUCAAAUUCGGUUAUUAGUCAUUUCUGUUACAUAAAUACUAUUGUUUUCAUGAGUUAUUUUUAAGAGUCAUCUUUAUAUUUUUAAGAAAACAAAUUGAAGUUACUAAUAAGUUUUUAUAUAAAAUAAUGUAAUAUGUAUGCAUUCAAAAAUAUUUUUCCAAAUAAUUCUUAAUCAUUUUACGACAUAUGCAUAAACUAUUUGACGUAGCAAUGGUUACUCAUUGCUUUAUGCGAUUUCACUGAAUUCAAUCAUGAAGAGUGAAUAAACUCGAUAAAAUCUAUUUUGUACUGCUUAUAAUUAUAAACAUUUUAAGCUACUAUAUUUUAUACCGAUUGAUCAUUGAUGCCAUUCAAAUUUCAUGUGAAAUUAAUGCGAGUAAAUUCAGAUAUGGAUGUGCGAGAGAAUAAGACAAUAUAUUGGUGCAGGUUGUACAUUCUUUUGUUAAUAUCUGACGAAGAAUUUUGUUGUAUAACUACCGAAAAUUGUACAUAAUUCUUAUAAAGCUUAAUUAUCCAACGUAUAUACAUUUCUGGACAUUAGCAAACUCUAAUUUUAUUUGCUAAUAAAGUUAAAUGAAAGAGUUUUAAAAUAGAUCUUUAUGAAGACUUGUCACAUUUUUUUAACUAUUAGAAGUUAUUACAUAACAUCACUCGUAAGCGGAAUUCCGAAAGUUAAUCGAAACCAAACGUAAAAAGUGAUGAUUACACUGUGUUAUGAUUCAACACGAUAUAGACUACAAAGAAAGUUUUUAUCAUAAACGAUAUCUUCAACAAAGUAGUAUAUUAUUAAAUAUAAUGUAAAUAAUUGGAUAUAUAUCAGUCAAUCUUUCUCAACGAAUGAUCCCCUACAAGCCAAAAAUCAUUUUGUUCAUCAAAUUUCGAUAGGUGGUCAAUUUCUAUAUAGGUCUUGAAGCCUACUUUUGAAAUUCUUUUUGUUUAUUAAAUUGAUAAUAAAGCCUGCAUCACGAAGCUGAUUGAGCUCUAAAACAUCCCAAAUGAAAGGUCUUGAGUUCUACUUUCGUAAUAAAUUCAUACUUUCAUUCAAUAACCAAAUGAUUUUUGGCUUGUAGAGGGUCAUUCGUUGAAAAAGAAUGACACACACACACGAGGUCUGUUCAAAAAGUAUCGCGAAUUUUGAAUUUUCGCGGGCUAUGUAUAUUUAGUUUUUAAUUUUUUUGUAACCUUAUGUUAAUACUUAUGUCCCUUACUUAUACUGACAACGUCGACCAUUUUUAAUGUUUUGUUAAUUUUUGGCAGCUGUUUUGCUUAGAUAUGUUUUGGUUCGUCUUCGAUUUUUGCCUAUUCCAAAAAAUGGAUCGAAGAAUCCGUAUCAAAUUGUGUGUGAAAAACAAAAUAAAUUGCACGUACGCAUUUCGCAUUUCGAAUGUUAACUGUGGCAUAUGGUGAAGCUACCUUAGACUAAAGCAACGUUUAUCGGUGGUACAAAAUGUUUUCAGAGGGUCGAGAAGAUGUGAACGACGAAGAGCGUGUCGGGCGCCCGAGCAUGUCAACAACAGAUGAAAACAUUGCUAAAGUGAAGAAAAUAGUAUUAGCCAAUCGUCGAAUCACCGUUAGAGAAGUUGCUGAGGACUUAAACAUAUCUAUUGGUUCAUGCCAUUCGAUUUUAAUCAAUGAAUUGGGCAUGAGUCGGGUCACCGCGAAAUUCGUGCUAAAAUUGCUCAAUUUCGACCAAAAACAGCUUGCGUUAACAUUGCUCUGGAGAUGUUGGACACGGUCCGUAACGACCUAAAUGUGCUCCAGACGCUUCAAGUAACGGAUUAUGGGUUUAUGGUUAUGAUGUGGAUACCAAAAAGCUCAAUCACCUCAAUCGAAGCUGCCGCAUGAGCUAAGACCGAAAAAAGCGCGCAAAGUUCGGUCGAAUGUGAAGGUUUUGCUCACAGUUUUCUUCGAUUGCAGGGGUGUGGUGCAUCAUGAGUUCUUGCCACAGGGUAGUACGGUAAAUAAGGAAUAUUACUUGCAAGUUAUGCACAAUUUGCGCGAAGCAAUCCACCAUAAACGUCCGGAUUUGUGGAAGAACAAAAACUGGCUUUUGCACCAUUUUAACGUCCGUACUCACACAUCAUUCGCUUGUGCGCGAAUAUUUGGCCAUAAACAACACAGUAAUGGUGCCGUAUCCACCAUAUUCCCCAGACCUGAUCCUCUGUGACUUUUUCCUGUUUCCAAAACUGAAGAGGCCCGUGAAAAGAUGACGCUACGCUGCGAUUGAGGAGAUAAAGACGGUAUCAAAGGAAGAGCUGAACAAGAUCACGAAAAAUGAUUUUUUUUAAGUGCUUCGAUGAUUGGAAAAAGCGUUAUCAUAGGUGCAUUAUAUCCGAGAGGGAUUACUUUAAAGGGGAAAAAAUAGAUAUUCAUGAAUAAAUAAAUACUUUUUGAAAAAAUAUAAAAUUCACGAUACUUUUUAA